Messenger RNA from Aspergillus steynii IBT 23096, 1398 nucleotides. RefSeq names its product putative aldehyde dehydrogenase. The transcript has 3 exons. NCBI's taxonomy places the organism in Eukaryota, Fungi, Ascomycota, Eurotiomycetes, Eurotiales, Aspergillaceae. The record is from RefSeq and is a predicted model, not a curated record. Bases 1 to 1398 code for a protein of 465 amino acids. Gene Ontology annotation, molecular function: succinate-semialdehyde dehydrogenase (NAD+) activity.
AUGAAAGUAACGCCUCUUCUCAUCCACGGAGAAGAUACGCUUCUUUCUCCCCCCGACAGACUCGACUCAUGUUCCGCUUCCACGACGCCCUUCCAAGGCGUCACUCCUGAUUUAGCUCUCCAAGCUGUCAAAUCCUCCGAACAGGCGUUCCCGUCCUGGUCCAAAACACCUCCUGCUCAACGCCGCCAUCUGCUCAACAAAGUCGCCUCUUUGGUUGAGGAACGAUCAGAUGAACUCACCCAAUGCAUGCAAGAGGAGAUGCAUGCGCCGACGCUCUGGGCCAAGCUCAACGUCCAGGCGGGUAUCGACCUGCUGAGAGAAACGGCCGGCUUGAUUUCGGAUUCUAUGGCCGGCCAUGUCCCUGUCUCGCAGGGUGAUUCGUAUGCGAUGGUGCUCAAGGAACCCUUGGGAGUUGUCUUGGCGAUGGUUCCAUGGAAUGCUCCUGUGAUAUUGGGGCUAAGGGGUGUUGUGGCGCCUUUGGCGGCGGGAAAUACAGUUGUUCUGAAGGGCUCCGAACUCAGCCCCCGAACCCACUAUCUUCUAGCUUGUCUAUUCCGCGACGCUGGCGUCCCCCCUGGUGUCGUAAACUUCAUCCUCCACCGUCCAGAAGACGCAGCUGUGACCUUCGAAACUAUGAUCGGUCAUCCGGCCAUUCGCAAAUGCAACUUCACUGGCUCCACGAACGUGGGCCGGAUCAUCGCCUCCAAGGCCGCGUGGGCACUGAAGCCCGUGCUGCUUGAGCUUGGAGGGAAGAACUUUGCGCUGGUGUUGAACGACGCAGAUAGUGAAUUCGCAGCGGGGGAGAUUGUAAAAGGUGCGUUUUUGAAUAACGGCCAAAUCUGCAUGUCCACGGACCUGGUCUUCGCUGUCGGUGAUAUCGCGGACACCCUGGUCCCAGGGAUCCUGUCACACUUGGAAACCAUCAAGGACACGCACACUGUCAUUUCGCCCGCUAGCAAGCAGCGUCUGCAGCUUCUUGUCGACGACGCUCGCGCAAAGGGCGCAUCCAUCCAUCAAGCCAAGGUACCUGCGUUGCAGGACGCCCAGUUCCCAGCGACUGUCAUCGAAGGCCUUACUCCGGACAUGGAAUUCUUCUCGAAUGAGUCCUUUGGACCAGUUGUUGGCAUCGUGCGAGUCCAGACGGAGACGGAGGCGAUGGAUCUGAUUCAGCGGUCUACGUAUGGGUUGUCGGCGGCGAUAUUUACCAGGGCGCAUUUCAAGGCCCUGAAGCUGGCUGAGUCGGUUCGUGCAGGCGCGAUUCACGUUAAUGGGAUGACGGUGCAUGAUGAAGCGACUUUGCCGCAUGGAGGACAGGGCGAGAGUGGAUGGGGGAGGUUUGGAGCGAAGUGGGGCAUUGAGGAGUUUUUGCAGACGAAGACGAUUAUUUUGAAUCCUUAG